Messenger RNA from Physeter macrocephalus (sperm whale), 6969 nucleotides. It is a transcript of the gene RERE, whose product is annotated as arginine-glutamic acid dipeptide repeats. Gene Ontology annotation, biological process: regulation of DNA-templated transcription. The record is from RefSeq and is a predicted model, not a curated record. Gene Ontology annotation, molecular function: sequence-specific DNA binding; transcription corepressor activity; chromatin binding. Gene Ontology annotation, cellular component: nucleus. NCBI's taxonomy places the organism in Eukaryota, Metazoa, Chordata, Mammalia, Artiodactyla, Physeteridae. The transcript has 25 exons.
GGUUCCCAAUGCUGUGCUUGGGUUGGAGCACAGAGCUCGUGUUGAGAAAUGAAGAGCGUGUCUGAUGGUAGCAAGGAGGAGAGGUGGAAGAAGGACAGCACAAGAAGAGGCGGCACGACCUGUGAGGCUGUUGUGACCAAGGGCAGCAUUUUUGAAACGUUGGGGUUGUUGGAGUGGUCGGAUUUUCCCUGGAAUUGAGUGAGAAAUUCAGAAGACUGAAGCCCAGGCUCACUGUCUACCUUUCACGGAGGCCCAGCCGUGAGAGGACAGAAGAAGGCACGUGGCGAAUCAUGACAGCUGAUAAAGACAAAGACAAAGAGAAAGAGAAGGACCGGGACCGAGAUCGGGACCGAGAGAGAGAGAAGAGAGACAAGGCGAGAGAGAGCGAGAAUUCAAGGCCACGCAGGAGCUGCACCUUGGAAGGAGGAGCCAGAAAUUACGCCGAGAGUGAUCACAGCGAGGACGAGGACAAUGACAACAAUAGCGCCACCACGGAGGAGUCCACGAAGAAGAGCAAGAAGAAGCCCCCGAAAAAAAAAUCUCGCUAUGAAAGGACGGACACUGGGGAGAUAACGUCUUACAUCACGGAGGAUGAUGUCGUCUACAGACCAGGAGACUGUGUGUAUAUCGAGAGUCGGAGGCCCAACACACCGUAUUUCAUCUGUAGCAUCCAAGACUUCAAACUGGUCCACAACUCCCAGGCCUGUUGCAGAUCUCCACCUCCUGCUUUGUGCGACCCCCCAGCAUGCUCUCUGCCGGUGGCAGCACAGCCGCCACAGCAUCUUUCUGAAGCCGGGAGAGGGCCUGUAGGGAGUAAGAGGGACCACCUCCUCAUGAACGUCAAAUGGUACUACCGUCAAUCUGAAGUUCCAGAUUCUGUGUAUCAGCAUUUGGUUCAGGAUCGACAUAAUGAAAAUGACUCUGGAAGAGAACUUGUCAUAACAGACCCAGUUAUCAAGAACCGAGAGCUCUUCAUUUCUGAUUACGUUGACACUUACCACGCUGCUGCCCUUAGAGGGAAGUGUAACAUCUCCCAUUUUUCUGACAUAUUUGCUGCUAGAGAGUUUAAAGCCCGAGUGGAUUCAUUUUUCUACAUAUUAGGCUACAACCCGGAGACGAGGAGGCUGAACAGUACCCAGGGAGAAAUUCGUGUUGGUCCUAGCCAUCAGGCCAAACUUCCCGAUUUGCAACCAUUCCCUUCUCCCGAUGGUGACACUGUGACCCAACAUGAGGAACUGGUCUGGAUGCCUGGAGUUAAUGACUGUGACCUCCUUAUGUACUUGAGGGCAGCAAGGAGCAUGGCGGCCUUUGCAGGGAUGUGUGACGGAGGCUCCACGGAAGACGGCUGCGUUGCGGCCUCGCGGGAUGACACCACCCUCAACGCAUUGAACACACUCCAUGAAAGCGGUUAUGAUGCCGGCAAAGCCCUGCAGCGCCUGGUCAAGAAGCCUGUGCCCAAGCUGAUUGAGAAGAGCUGGACCGAGGACGAAGUGCUUAGAUUUCUAGAAACAAUUUAAAGACAAUAUUGUAUUCGGAAGGAACUUCUUGCUUCAGAAGAAACUGGAGAACUGAUCACCUUCUAUUACUACUGGAAGAAAACCCCGGAAGCAGCCAGCUCCCGGGCUCACCGCAGGCACCGCAGGCAGGCCGUGUUCAGGAGGAUUAAGACCCGCACUGCAUCCACGCCCGUGAACACGCCCUCCAGACCCCCGUCCAGUGAAUUCUUGGACCUGAGUUCGGCCAGUGAGGAUGACUUCGACAGCGAGGACAGCGAGCAGGAGCUGAAGGGCUACGCCUGCCGCCACUGCUUCACCACCACCUCCAAAGACUGGCACCACGGGGCCCGGGAGAACAUCCUGCUCUGCACGGACUGCCGCGUCCACUUCAAGAAGUACGGCGAGCUGCCCCCCAUUGAGAAGCCCGUGGACCCCCCGCCGUUCAUGUUCAAACCUGUGAAAGAGGAAGACGAUGGGCCCAGUGGGAAACAUAGCAUGAGGACACGGCGGAGUCGUGGCUCGAUGUCUACACUGCGCAGUGGUCGGAAGAAGCAGCCAGCCAGCCCUGAUGGUCGCGCCUCGCCCAUCAAUGAAGACAUCCGCUCCAGCGGCCGGAACUCCCCCAGCGCUGCCAGCACCUCCAGCAACGACAGUAAAGCAGAGACGGUGAAGAAGUCGGCCAAGAAGGUGAAGGAGGAAGCCUCGUCCCCUCUCAAGAGCACCAAGCGCCAGCGGGAGAAGGUGGCCUCUGAUACGGAUGAGGCCGACAGGACCAGCUCCAAGAAGACAAAAACCCAGGAGAUCAGCCGGCCCAACUCGCCGUCUGAAGGCGAGGGAGAGAGCUCGGACAGCCGCAGCGUCAACGAUGAGGGCAGCAGUGACCCCAAAGACAUCGACCAGGACAAUCGUAGCACGUCCCCCAGCAUCCCCAGCCCCCAGGACAACGAGAGCGACUCCGACUCCUCGGCCCAGCAGCAGAUGCUGCAGGCCCAGCCCCCGGCCUUGCAGGCUCCCAGUGGGGCCGCUCCAGCUCCCUCGUCGGCCGCGCCGGGGACGGCCCAGCCACCCACGCCAGGGCCCACGCCCGCCGCCACCGCCCCGUCGCAGGGCUCCCCAUCGACCUCCCAGCCCCCAGCCCAGCCGCAGGCCCCCUCGGCUCCCGCUCCCCACGCCCACGUCCCGCAGGCGCCCGCCCUGCCCCCACACCGGCUGCCCUCCCCGCACCCCCCCCCGUUCGCCCAGCACCCCUUUGCCCCUGCGGGCCCUCCUCCCAUCACCCCUCCGACUUGCCCCUCCACCUCCACCCCCCCGGCGGGGCCUGGCCCCUCGGCCCAGCCGCCCUGCUCUGCCCCCGUCGCAGCGGGAGGCAGCGUAGCUGCGGGGGCAGCCUGCCCGCUUCCCAACGUCCAGGUCAAGGAAGAGGCCCUGGACGAAGCUGAGGAGCCCGAGAGCCCUCCUCCCCCGCCUCGGAGCCCGUCCCCUGAGCCCACUGUGGUGGACACCCCCAGCCAUGCCAGCCAGUCUGCCAGGUUCUACAAGCACCUGGACCGGGGUUACAACUCAUGUGCGCGGACAGACCUGUACUUCAUGCCUCUGGCGGGAUCCAAGCUGGCCAAGAAGAGGGAGGAGGCCAUCGAGAAGGCCAAGCGGGAGGCCGAGCAGAAGGCGCGCGAGGAGCGGGAGCGCGAGAAGGAGAAGGAGAAGGAGCGCGAGCGCGAGCGCGAGCGGGAGGCGGAGCGAGCGGCCAAGGCGUCCAGCUCGGCGCACGAAGGCCGCCUCGGCGACCCCCAGCUCGGUGGUCCCGGCCACAUGCGGCCCUCCUUCGAGCCCCCGCCCACCACCAUCGCGGCCGUGCCCCCGUACAUCGGGCCCGACACGCCGGCCCUCCGGACUCUGAGCGAGUACGCCCGGCCCCACGUCAUGUCGCCCACCAACCGUAACCACCCCUUCUACGUGCCCCUCAACCCCACCGACCCGCUGCUGGCCUACCACAUGCCCGGCCUCUACAACGUCGACCCCACCAUCCGCGAGCGGGAGCUCCGGGAGCGGGAGCUGCGGGAGCGCGAGAUCCGGGAGCGCGAGCUGCGGGAGCGGAUGAAGCCGGGCUUCGAGGUGAAGCCCCCGGAGCUGGACCCCCUGCACCCGGCCGCCAACCCCAUGGAGCACUUCGCCCGGCACGGCGCCCUCACCAUCCCCCCCGCCGCCGGCCCCCACCCUUUCGCGUCUUUCCACCCUGGCCUGAACCCCUUGGAGAGGGAGAGACUGGCCCUGGCGGGCCCCCAGCUGCGGCCCGAAAUGAGCUACCCGGACAGACUGGCGGCCGAGCGCAUCCACGCCGAGCGCAUGGCCUCGCUGACCAGCGACCCCCUGGCGCGGCUGCAGAUGUUCAACGUGACCCCGCACCACCACCAGCACUCCCACAUCCACUCGCACCUCCACCUCCACCAGCAGGAUCCCCUCCACCAAGGUUCAGCAGGCCCAGUUCACCCACUGGUUGACCCCCUGACCGCUGGCCCGCACCUGGCUCGCUUUCCCUAUCCUCCUGGCACCCUCCCCAGCCCUCUGCUUGGACAGCCCCCCCAUGAGCACGAGAUGCUUCGCCAUCCAGUUUUUGGCACCCCCUACCCCCGAGACCUGCCUGGGGCCAUCCCACCCCCCAUGUCAGCGGCCCACCAGCUGCAGGCCAUGCACGCCCAGUCGGCGGAGCUGCAGAGACUGGCCAUGGAGCAGCAGUGGCUGCACGGACACCCGCACAUGCAUGGUGGCCACCUCCCAAGUCAGGAAGAUUAUUACAGUCGACUGAAGAAGGAAGGUGACAAGCAGUUAUAAGUUAUUUAUUUGUUAACGCUGGCUGUGGAAACCCCAAUUCUUGGGGGAGAAACAGGACUUUUUACAUACAAUAGGAGCUGCAAAAGCAAAAAGAAUAUCUUCUAAAGAUUUCUUUAUAUAUUUAAAAACCCCACAACUAAAAACGUAUCAGCAUACUAGUGUUCGUUUGUAGAGAGGAUUCCUUGAGACCGGUUUGGGUCUCCCUGCAUGACAGUCCCCCAGAAACUUAGUGAGGCCUGGACUGGACUGAACAUUAAGAAAACUCCCCUGCAAUCUUGGGGUUUGGCUUUAGUUUUCUUUUUCUUCCUUGAUUUCUUCAGUAGGUGCUAGAAUCCAGUUCACACACCCUUCACUGUGCGUGCAGACACACUCAGUCGCGUGUGUUCCAAAACCCACAAGGUUUGCAGAUAGGCAGCGUAUGAGUUUGGAAUCCAAGAGCUGUAAUUUUUAAAAAAUCUUUUAUUUUAAUACAUUGUAGGAAAUCUUCAUAAUUUGAGGAAGUUCUGCGCAUGGCUUUUUACGUCUGUAAAUAAAUAAUUUUAGAACAGCCUUUUUUUUCUUCCACAAACUACUAUUCUGAUCUAUUUUUUCCAGCCAUGUCACUAAUUGUGAAUUCCUACCAGCUGUUGACAGAAUACAGAGUUGAUUUUUUAAUAAAAAGUUAUAUAUAAUUAUCCCUUUAAUUAAAGGGAACAGAUGGGCGUUACUAGUUACAAACGGGCAAAAGCUUGGGACUAGGUUUGGACGCAGCAGGGAGCAGCCAGGGGUUGGCAGGGACAGUGUUACAAACCGUUUCUUUGUUGUGCUGCUUUGGUUUUCACUUCUGUCUGUUCCCAGCUUGUGCUUUGCCAGCGGUGCAGACAUCUGUUAGCUUGAACCUCUCGUCUUGCACCAGGAGCGCAGGAGUUACAUGUCCCCCAUUCUGUCUCUGAGGGAUCGAAAGCACAUGUUUCUGUGUGUCAGAUUGUAGAUUUCCUUAUAGAUUGCUCUGCACACGCAUUUGAUUGUUCUGAAUGAACUGCCUUUUUAAAUACUUGGACAAUUUCAUAAACAAACAUUCUAGAAAAUCCAAGAAAACGAUUCCCUGCAAGUCACUCAGCACAUAUGCUUGCCAAAGGGAUCUGUUAGAAAUCUGCUUUUUCGUGCGUGUGGUCGUUUGGAUCUUCUUGCGGUGAGGCCAGGCCAUCCUUGCCACCGCCCGAGGCUGCUUUGGAGUGAGGGAGAUCCCGGAGUUGGUCCGGCUGCGGGUGGCGGCCUGUGUGGUACCCCAGGAACAGGGACCCACGUCGGACAGGGAGACACUUGGCGUCCUGCUCUUCCUCCCGGAAGCAGGACAGGGGGUCACAGCCGUGGACGUGGAGUGAGAGGCAGCUCCACCUGGGGGCAGGUGGCCCAGAGAGCCUGCCUCGGCUUUCUGAGUUGCCCGUGUGCUGCACUUUCUCCGGAGCAGACGGUGGGGGAGUUGGGAGGACAUUCUGCACCUGUUGAUCACGCUUUCUGCCGGGACAUAACCUUUUCUGUUCCUCUUCUCUGAGCCUCUCGGGGGCUCUUUCUGCCGUGGUGCGCGGAGUUCCCGGCUGGGGGUCAGUGGACGUGGAGCGCGUCCAGGACCGGAGCCACAGAGGGGGCGGGACGAGAGGCUGGCGCUUUGACCCAGAAACCAGCAGGCGAUAGCUCAGAUUCAGGUUCCGGAUUCACACUUGCCUCAAGGGCAUUUCCAGUGUCCACUAAAACCACGUUUGGUUUCCGUUGGGACAGAUAGAGGAUGGUUUUGUCUGUUGAAAAUGUUUGUAGGUUUUUUCUUUCCUUUUCUCUCAUUCCAUUUCUGCCUUAACUUUAGCUCCUUGGGGGGGGGGGGCAAGCUCAGAUGAACACUUUGUCACCGCUUGAGUGGCCGCGUUGGCCAGGGGCGUUCGUGUCCCCGGGGCUAGUGACGUGCCAUCAGGGCGGGCUCGCGCUCUGCGGCCUCUGCGCCUCUGAGCCGGGCCCCUUCCUGCUGGACUCGGGCCGCUCCUGCAGCUCCCGGCUCCUGCGCGGAAGCCCCCGCCUGCUUUUCUCCCUUUCGGUGGAACGCGACGCCUCCUGCUCAGUUAUUCUCCUUUCUCUCCUCUCUCUGUCGUCCAUUUCCAAAGAAGAGAGAGAGUUGAAGUACUUGGAAGUCUGUACUUGAAAACUGUCUGAAGGCGUUUUCUCCUUAGGUUUUGGUUUUCUCCCCACGUCCCCAGGUGAAGCACUGAGAUUCUUCCAUUUAAAAACCCACAACCCGAAACCCUCACCUGGUCAACUGCAGCGUGUGUCGGAGGCCCCAGACCUUCACGGUGUCUUUGAAGCCCGACCCCUUGGUCUCCUUUUGGGUUUCCUCCCUUCGUUUGGAGUUGUUUUGCUUUUCCGUGUUUUAUGUGUAUCUUGUUCACUGUCGUCGGGUUGAGCUUCACUUCGCUGCAGCAGAGCGGAGUGUACAUUCUGAUUUGCUACGUUUAUAUAUAUCUUGAAGCUAAAUGUAUAUAUGAGUAGUUUGCCAUGAGAUAACACAGUGUAAACAGAGUAGACAACCCAGAAAUUGUGACUUCUGUGUUCUCUCCAUUUGAGUAUUUUGUAAUUUUUUUGAAAUAUUUGUGGACAUAAAUAAAAACAAGCUACACUA